AUGAAAAUUACCAGAGGAAUCGUGAAUCGCGGUGACUCCUUCCGGCGCCGUCGUUCAAGAUCCGGAAGUCUCGCGCCAGCAUCUCCCGCCCAAUCCGCUCCCGAGUCCCAAGAACGAAGGCCGGUUGCAUUGCACCGAGUGGCCAUGGUGGGCGCUCAGGGUGUCGGAAAAACCGCCUUAAUCAGCCAGUUCCAGACUAGUGAAUGUAUCAAUGCUUAUGACAGACAAAGAGAUGCGGACGGCACAGAGCAGAAAGUAUCAAUUCUACUAAAUGGCGAGGAAUCGGAGCUUUAUUUCGUAAACUGCACAAGUGCAAGGGAAGAGAUAGACCGCUGCGAGCCUCCAGAUGCGUUCGUCGUAAUAUACUCUGUAGUAGACAAGGCAUCCUUCCAGAAGGCUGAGCAGGAAUUGGCCAGGUUACUGGACUCUGACAUGUUGAGAUGCAGGCCGGCGGUGCUGGUUGCGAAUAAAAUAGAUUUAGCGAGAAGCAGAGCUGUUUCGACUCAAGAUGGUAAAUGCCUCGCGUGCACAUACAAAGCGAAAUUCAUAGAAGUGUCAGUUGGCAUCAACCACAACGUUGACGAACUCCUUGUCGGCAUCCUCAACCAGAUCAGGCUAAAGCAGCAGCAGUUCACCUCCGAUGGAGGCAGAGAGUCAUCACCAGCGCACUGGUAUAAAUCCCGAGGUGUUGUACGCGCAAGUAUGAAAGCCCGGCAGAUGCUCACAUGGAUCUUCGGGAAAGAGGAUUCGAAAUUCAAAAAUUGUGAGAACUUACAUGUUCUGUGA
This is a messenger RNA of Pieris macdunnoughi, 786 nucleotides long. The record is from the annotation of a GenBank genome assembly. Lineage: Eukaryota; Metazoa; Arthropoda; Insecta; Lepidoptera; Pieridae.